This is a messenger RNA of Hibiscus syriacus, 1351 nucleotides long. RefSeq lists its product as uncharacterized. Bases 109 to 1230 code for a protein of 373 amino acids. The record is from RefSeq and is a predicted model, not a curated record. The transcript has 5 exons. Lineage: Eukaryota; Viridiplantae; Streptophyta; Magnoliopsida; Malvales; Malvaceae.
AUGUCAAUGUCAUCAAAGAAUCAAACUCCUUUAAGUAAGAAAUUCUUCUGCUUAUUUAGAAAAAAAAAAUCUUGAGCAGGUCCAUUUGGUUUCUUCAGAGAUACAAAGAUGGCAGGAGGAGUUAAUAGGAAAAUAUCAGCUGCAUCAGCAAGAGCUCACACUAGAAAAGCAAAGCAAAACCCUUCCUUCAACCUUCCUUCAGGUUUAUUCACAAAACUACUAUUGGUCUUGUCCGUGGGGGCUUUAGCAUGGGCUUAUCAGGCCAUUCAGCCACCACCACCAAAAUUAUGUGGCUCUCCGGACGGUCCACCCGUCACAGCAUCAAGAAUAAAGCUGAGGGAUGGACGUCAUUUGGCCUACGAAGAGCAUGGCGUUCCAAGAGAUGCAGCAAAGUAUAAAAUCAUCCAAGUCCAUGGAUUCUACUCUCGUAGGCUUGAUACUAUUAGUCUGUCACCGGAACUCGUUAAACGAUUCGGGAUCUACAUUGUGUCUUUUGACAGACCAGUUUAUGGAGAGAGUGACCCUAAUCCAAAACGAACGGUAAAGAGUAUGGCUUUGGAUAUAGAAGAGCUUGCUGAUCAAUUGAGACUAGGAUCCAAGUUUUAUGUAAUUGGAAUUUCCAUGGGGGGGCAGGCGAUUUUGAGCUGCCUCAAGUACAUACCUCACAAGUUAGUUGGGGCGACAUUGAUAGCUCCAGCUGUUAACUACUGGUGGUCUGGUUUACCAACAAACUUAUCGAACCAAGGAUUUCAGCAACAGUUACCGCAAGAUCAAUGGGUGCUUCGUCUGGCUCACUAUGCUCCCUGGCUUACCUACUGGUGGAACACUCAGAAACGGUUCCCUGGUUUUAGCGUUCUCACUAACAGUACUGAUCAUUUGUCUAGUGAGGAUAUCAACCUCUUGAUGAAGAUGCCUUCAAGGGAUCAUAUCGUGGCACACUUAAGACAACAAGGCGAAUAUGAGUCCUUGCAUCGGGACAUGAUAAUCGGAUUUGGAGCAUGGGAAUUCUCUCCUGUGGAACUGGACAACCCAUUUCCUAACAAUGAGGGCUCAGUGCACCUAUGGCAAGGAGAUGAGGAUAAGCUUGUGCCGGUUACACUGCAACGUUACAUCGCCCAGCAGCUCCCAUGGAUGCACUACCACGAACUACCCGGUGCUGGACAUAUGUUUCCAGUCACGGAUGGGAUGUGCGAUAAUAUAGUAAAGGCACUUUUGGUUGGAAGGAAGUAGUCGGUGCAGCGUUUAUAGGUUUUCACCCUUAUCCCAUUAUUCCCCAUCACAACCAAACUUGAUAUUUUCAACAUUUUAAGCGUUGAAUCAACAAUUUGGUACCCAUUAGUACACUUGUACU